Molecule: messenger RNA, 3625 nt
Organism: Linum trigynum
Lineage: Eukaryota; Viridiplantae; Streptophyta; Magnoliopsida; Malpighiales; Linaceae
Source: the annotation of a GenBank genome assembly
CUUUUGGGGUUUGGGGUUUGGACUUUGGACCAAAUUUGGUCCAGUUUCAGCCCAAAAGUUGACAUCUAUCUAUUCCUAUUCCUUUAGUACAUGGGCUUCCUUUUUCCUUCCGUAUGACCAAAAAAAAAACAUAGGUUUCUUUUUGCAGCAGCCACAGUACAUGAAGGAACAGAGGAUUUUUUCACAUCUCUUCCGACUCCGGGAUUCUCCGUUUCUCCUCCGUCGCCGACGAUAUCGUUUCUUUCAAUCCGUCUCUCUACGGCAUGACGAUCGAGAGCUACAUAUCGGAUUGGAAUCUGCCGCGAGCCGAACUCCGUCGCUGUCCCGGGAAAGGACAGCGAAGCAGUUCAGAAGCAAACCUCCCUCCUACGAUGAUCGGCGAACUCGGAAGCGAUCUCCUAGAAGAGAUCCUGAUUCGCCUCCCCGACCCAAGAUCCACCAGCCGGUGCAAACUCGUCUGCAAGCGGUGGGGCUCCAUGAUCUCCAGUCCGCGCUUCAACCGCCGAUUCGUUUCUCACCACCAGGCAAGGAAUCCGAGCCACCCACCCAUGCCGGCCGAUCCAUACGAACUGGUAGAAAUCAUCCUGAGCUUUCUCCCUCCCGUGCCUGGUAGAGUUCGACACUAUCUUAGAGUGUUAGAUUGCAACAAGGACUUGGUUUUAUGUGGGUUCUGGGAUUUAGAUUGCGACGAUGGGGAACUUAGUAGAUUGUACUUGGUUUGCAAUCCAUUCACAAAGCAGUGGAUCGCUCUUCCUUUAGCGCCUAGCAAGCAGUUGCAUUAUAAGUCAGCGGCUGCAAGGGUGGCGUGUAUUUAUCAAGUCAUGCGACCAAGCAAGGCUGUAAAGCUCGACGUGUUUUGUUCGGAGUCUGGUGAAUGGAUCAAGGAAGCUCUCGUCUGCCCUGAUCAUUUUGGAACUAUAUUAAGAACGAUUUCGUGCAACGGGGAGAUGUUCUGGCAGUGCAUUGUUGCGCAUGGCGGGCCUAGUGUUAUGGUGGCUGCUUGUAAUCCUUUUCGCCUUGAUCUGCCUCCCACUUUGAUUGAUGCUUCUGCAUUCCUUGAGAAACCACGUUGGUAUAUUUCCGGCUCGCAAGGUGUGUUGCACGUAAUUGCAAUUGAAAUUGAAGACCGCACUACUCUAGCUGUUCGUUCAAGCAUCUGGAGGCUGGAGGACAACCGUAAAUCUUGGACGAAACAAUGUGAGUGGUUGGUCAACAAGAGAGCAAAGUGUCGUGACUAUGGAGCUUACGGCUGUUAUCAAGCUUCACUGCAUCCUCAUAACCCAGAAAUUGUUUUCUUCAAGCCAUUUCAUUUUUAUGAUGUCAAUGUUAUAUUGUGCUGCAAUUUGAGAAGGGAAGAGCUAGAGUUCAUUGCUGAAGUAGAUGGGUCGGAUAAUGUCUGUCGCCUUCAGGUGUUCGAGCCAAGGUCUUCUUGCUGGGCUACUCCAAUUCCAAGGUAUGAGAAGUUGCAAGGCAUGCACGAUAUAAGCUACGACUUUUGGGUUCAGAUCAGCAGGGAAGCAAAAACUCCCUCCCUCCCUCCCUUCACCAAUAAAUACAUGAAGGAGAUUAUGAAAGCAUCCUUACCUUCUACUGUCUCCAACAUACAUAAAUUGCACAGAACAACCUCAGCUCCCUCCCAAGAACUCAAUCUGGAUAGAAGAACAAAGGCAACGGCAGCUUUGGAGGUGCAAUGGCAAUAUUUGGACCUUCGCAAAAAUCAACGAGCAAAAUAAUUAUGAAGACAUAGCGAAGCAUUCGAACACUUGAAGGCUAUAUAAGUAUCCCCUAACAUGGACCAUCAUUGGAAGGUUACUGAAAUGGGUUGACUAAUCAAUUUCUUUCUCUCUGGUGCCAGGGAUUCCACAGUGUUAAGCAAUUGGGCUAUGUUUAUCACUUAUCUGUUAGUAUUCUCUACUUUUUCUAAUGACUAUUUAUUAAUCAAACCUUAUCGCUUUUUUAUUAGCCAAACUUAUUGAAUUACUAAUAAUUAGCUAAAACUAAACUUUGUUAGUAAUAUUGAUUUGGCAACAUAAUACGGACUUUGAAGAGACACAUGGGUCAACCUUCCAAAACUUUAGUAUUUUAAUUAAGAAAAGACUAAGAAAAUUAUUAAAAAUACCAAAAAAUGGCUAAUAUCUUGAUGUAUUACAAAAGAUUUGGCUAAUGAUUAGUAAUUUAAUAAAUUUGGUUAAUAAAAAUUGUGAAAUAAGUUUGGCUAAUAAAUAGUCACUAUUUUAUUUUCGUUAAAUUAUUUAGGGUUCAUCCAUUGAAGGAGAUUGUCUCGGAUAACCUUUGUAUCUUUGAAACUAGGGGUGGCAUUUCGGUUAUUUCGGUUAUAACUAAUAACCGAUCAGCCAGUGAUCGGUUAACCGAAAUAACCACUCCCCCUACCGAAAACCAUCUGAAAUAGGCUUCGGUUAUCUUAGUUAUCGGUUAACCGACCCACUUUUAGGACCAAAACCAUUUCGUCUAGCCUCCGAUAACCAACCGAAGUUCGGUUACUUCGGUUACCGGUUAGUGGAUAAUCGGCUGGUUAUCGAUUUAACCGGCCGGUUAACCGGUAACCGGUAACCGAACUGCCACCCCUAUUUGAAACAAGUUUUCAAGCAUCAUACACAUAUAUAUUUCAUGCACUCACUUUUUGAGUGUAUUUUAUGCACCUUACUCAUAAUAUAUUUGGAUAAUUCUGAAAAUCAAAAUUCAAAAUUUGAUAUCCUAAGGCUAGAUUUUGAGUUUGAUGACCUAUUUUGGAGUGUGCAUCAAAGAAGUCAUCAUGAUGAUUUUGUCUCUGGUGCACCGUGCACUCAGUUUUUUUCAUAGGGAGAUAUAUCUACCUAGAUCUUGAGUUAAAUUGAAUUUGGUGUAUGUAUUAAAUCCUAAACUUCUAAUGGAUAAACCUCAUGCCCCAAUUCUCUAACCCAAACCCGAAAUUCAAUUUAAUAGAAAAUUAUAACUGACCAUUGAGAUUGAUCAAACUUCAUCGAAGUAUAGUUAACGACAAUAUCACCUGGAGUAUACUACUCCUGAAAUAUAACAUUUUUUUUUAUCAAAUAUACAUAUAUGGCAAAGACUAGUGGGAUUUUUCCAGAAAUAGCACAUUUUAAAAAAAAUUACAAAAAUAGCAUCCAGCCGAAAAAAUUUACACUAAUAGCACCCUUUUUUAUGGACCACACUUUAGAGGUGCGUUUUUAUAUAUAAACCGCACCUCUAAGGUGCGGUUUAUAAUCCUGGACCAAAACCGCAUCUACAAGAUGCGGUUUCAGGUUUGCCCUACAGAAAACGCGCGGCCAAGGUGCGGUUUUGCAUAAAAAACCGCACCCCCAAGGUGCGGUUUUGGUCAAUUAUUUUCCGACAUGCCAUGCAGAAUAACAGACGUGGGUUUGCAUAACAUGACUUGCUGACAUUGCAAGUCGUUAUAUGGUUAUAUGAUUAACUAUAAGAAGGCGUGGCAUGGAAAGCAGAAAGCUCUGGCCGCGGUAUAUGGUGAUUGGGAAGAAUCAUAUGCAUUCCUUCCCAGGUUAAUUUUGGCAUUGGUGGCGUCUAACCCUGACACAGUUUUCUCCCCUCGAUACCAAGAUGAAGAGAUACAACCCCCAGAGCCAGGUAACAAAUGCCAUUUUAGACG